AUGUCGGCAUCACAUGUCUUGUCUGUGCUGCAGUUACAAAUAGGAAUGAGACAGAUGUGGUACUCAGCUUACAGAGUCACUUGGUCAAGAGGAGGGGCAGUAAUUUCUGAGUGGGAGUACCAUUCAGAAACAAUCAUUUCUGCCUGCUGUCUUACAGCCCUCACGCGCACAAGGGACCAGNCCAGGACCAGAAAGGCCAGCUUCUACUCCUCUUUUCUGGGUCAGCUUUCUCCACCUGCCACCCUGCGUGGCAUAGACACAGAUGGUGUAUGGGUUGCAGUUUGGGAAACUUCUGGCAGAGAGUCACCAAAUAGAUUGACGCCAAUUGGGACUCAAAGGUCUGGGAAAACUGAUGACUCAGUGAUUCUUGGGAUCCUGUGUUUGCUACUAUUGGUGACAGUUGCCGUGUUGAGGAUAAAAAUUUUUCAGUAUAUUCAAGAAAACCAUCAGCAGAGGGAAGAGAUACGAAACCUGACUCGAGAGCACCACAUUUUGCAAAAUGACAGCUACUUAAAGGAGCGACUUUUGACAAAUAAGACUUUAGAAUAUAACAUUCUGAAAAAUGAAUGGCUUCAGCAGAAGGAACAGGAUUUACUGUUUGCAGAUAGGACGUAUCAGAGAGAAAAUGAAGGCAAACUCUGUGAAAACCGCCUGUCCUAUCGUGGAAUAAAGUAUUAUUAUUUUAUUCCUGAAAGUCAAAACUGGAACGGAUGUAAACAGACUUGCCAAAGUUAUAAUUCAUCUCUUUUGAAGAUAAAUGAUGAAGAUGAACUGGCCUUUAUUCAACCCCAAACUUAUAGGAAUAACUACUGGAUUGGGUUAUCAUAUGAUGAUAGAGAACAAAAAUGGAAAUGGAUUGACACUGGCCCACCUUUCGGGAUUAACUAUACAUUCAUGAGUUCUUCUGGAAGAGGACAAUGUGCAUUUUUAAGCUCAACAAGAACAACACCUACUGAGUGCUCUAAGGCCUACAGUUGUAUCUGUGAGGGGAGAAUUGAUGAUGUUGUCUCUGCCCACUUCAAUAGUUACAAGAACAAAAGAAAGAGCAAGAAAGCACAAGCAGGGCGAGGGGCAGAAGCAGGCUCUGCACUGAGAUCACAUUUUGUCUUAACACCUAAUGGUUUCGCUCUCCUCGGAUUAAACUAUUUCUCCAUCUGUGAUCGACACAGCAGCAUUCCUCAGAUCUACAGAAGGUCACAAAUGGGAAAUCCCAAAGUGGCCACAGAAGCAAUUUUCUUCUCACAAAUAGGGUGCAUGAAUUUGGAACAGUCAGAAGCAGCCAACCGCGUUGCUGUUGCUUGCACAGUUUCCAUCCUUUGA
Messenger RNA from Ailuropoda melanoleuca (giant panda), 1320 nucleotides. RefSeq names its product killer cell lectin-like receptor 2. Lineage: Eukaryota; Metazoa; Chordata; Mammalia; Carnivora; Ursidae. The coding region runs from base 1 to 1320 and encodes 439 amino acids. The transcript has 12 exons. The record is from RefSeq and is a predicted model, not a curated record.